AUGAAAUCCGUUAAAUUUAGCGUCGGUGUGUCGGAGCGUGAGGUGGACCGUGAACCGGCGGAGGGAUGUCCCUAUAUGUGCGGGAUGUGUCCGUCCUGCGCCUUCGCCCCCAAUCCUCCGGGCGUCCGGUGCGUGCGGAAAGUGUCGGAUGAGUUCAAGAGGAGGUUCAUGGUGGAGCUGCUGCUGCGGUGCAGGAACAUUAAAGUGCUGGAGAGCAUCCAGAGGGUCCUGGGUGUCACCUCAUGGACUUUAUUCACUUAUGCCAGAUCCAGGAGCCCGACCUCCCCUCAGGAUUACCGCCCCUCCCGCAGCGCGCAGCGGGGGCUGCACGGGAAACCGCUCGGGAUGGACCUGAAAGAGAUCUGGGACUGGUUCAACAGCAGCUCCGACUGGAUUAAAUCACGAUAUCUGUGCCGUCUGUUCUCUCUCUGUGACCCGGAACUAUUACGCAUGGUGGCUAAUUUAACCAGCGUGCUCCUGGUCAGACAAAAACGAGGGUUUCUGCAAUUUAAUGUGAGUAGUCGUCAUACCUGUCAGCGUGUUGAUGGAGACUCGGAGGACCCUGCUCUCAUGGUGGUGCCUGGAUCCUCAAAGUCUGUAUCCGGAGUCAGCCGCUACCGAGACUUCAUCAGCUGUCUGCCUGUUCACCUGUCAAAGAGGAUAUUAGGUCUUUUAGAUGAGCACACCUUGAGACGCUGCCAGAAAGUCUGUCAGUACUGGCAGCACCUUGCACGGGAAACCGAGGAGGAAAUCAAGUUCAGACGACUUUUCCAGGAUCAAAUUGCAGCAAUGAUGAAGAGGUGCAAAGGUAUGAAUAUAGUCAGUCCUACUUAUGCCAACUUCACUGCAGUCCCUGUACCUGCCAAGGAUGAUGAGAACGUGGAUAUUCACCCCAAUGUCCAAAAGAUGAAGCCGUUUGAAGCUGCUUACGCCAAAACCAGAACCAAGACCGUGCAAAUGGAAGAGCGAAAUGUUUACUGUGGUGCAUAUUUCACCACGAUGCUGCUGGACCAAGAAGACCCGCGUCGGGUGGUGGACUACAGAGGGGGCUCGUUUAUGGUGACAGGCUCCAACGACCGCGUGGUGCGUCUGCUUUACGUGGCGUCGGAGACCAAAGUGGUGUCGGUGCUGAAGGGCCAUGUGGGCAGCAUCCGGGCCGUGCUGCUCUGUGACGACAGAGACCUGCUGAUAACUGCCAGCUGCGACGCCAGUAUCAGGUGUUGGGAUAUGAAGACGGACAGGUGUGUGAUGGUGCUGUAUGGUCACACUGGCACCGUCAACUGUCUCGACGUCCACGCUGACAGACUCGUCUCAGGAGCUAAAGGCGGUUCAGUCAGAGUGUGGAGUCUGAACACAGGGAAGCAUUUUGAGGAUUUCCAUUUCAAGCACCUGAGUCCCGUCCAGUGUGUGAGGAUCAACACGAGAAGGGUGUACAGCAGCUGUGACCGGGGCUUCGUCAAAAUAUGGGACAUGGAGAACGCGGCGCUGCUCAGAGUGAUCGACACCCACAGGAGCUCAGUGAAGUGUCUCUUCUUUGACGAUUGGCACCUUUUAUCUGGGGACUCUAACGGUCAGGUCAUGGCCUGGAGCAUCGACUGCAGCACUAGAGAGUGUCUCAUGACCUUCAGCCACCCAAAGGAGGUCAAAUCUCUAACUCUCGUCUACCUGCGUGUCGUUACCGGCUGUGCGGAUGGAAAGAUUCGGAUAUUUAAUUUUCUCACCGGAGAUUGUCUGAGAGAGAUCACUGCAGAGGCUGAAACAGGCCGAAUCCUGUCGCUGCACUUCCACGACAAUAGAAUAUUAGUGAACGCAACAACCAGUGUGAAGCUCUACCAGUUUGCCAAAGUGUUCUGGGAUUACGCAGAGUCAGCAGAGGGAGGUCAGGGUGAUGCGGUGGCUCAGGAUGGUUUGGUUUCAGAGAAAUCUGCAGCUUCGCUCAGAAAACUUCUCUUCACCGACUGCAACAACAAGAAGCCAGAGAGAGCUGAGCUUCUUACCUGCUCCCUGCCUACCUCUGCGAAAUGUCGAGCACAAGCCAGCGAGCGCUGUGCGAAAGAGUCGGUGAUGCUGAGUGAGAAGGCAACAAGUGAACGCAUGAAGAAGAGGGGGCUUCAUCACCCUCUGACACGUGACUCCAUCCUCCUCAGGGUCAACGCCAUCCACAAGGCGCAGUGCACGGACGAGGUCAGCAUCAACAUGGAGGUCAACGCCAGGCUGAGGGAUUCUUGGGGACCUUCAGAUCCUUCGCGCUGCAACAUGAAACAGACUCAGGCGUAUCCACAGUGGCACACACAUGACGGCCGUCACACGAGGGCAAAGACGUGUGUUCCAAUUUUAAAGAGAGCCGUCAGUCAAAAUAUGUCAAACGCGAUCAAACGCAGAGACGUCUCCACAGCUCCUGACACCACGAGGAGACGCCACAUGAGUUUAUGUUGUAAAACAGCUCAGCCACACAGUGCCGACGCACGCAGGGCAAUCAAGAGAGUGAGUGGAUUCAAUACAAAAGCCACAGAGGAGACUACUGAGUGCAUGCCACCUAAUCCAGAGCACUGCAUGAAAACCAGCACCAGCUUGCCCAGGAUCAGCCCAGCGGGUCCACUCAGAGAGCAGGGAGGGUUCAGGCUGCUCACAGUGACCCAGCUGGAGGACUGUCGGGCCAAGACGGCUCUCACUCAGAGCUGUGAGCAAAAACUGUCAAAGAGGAGUCAGAAGCAGGAGAAAACACUGUGA
Plectropomus leopardus (leopard coralgrouper) is the source of this 2730-nucleotide messenger RNA. It is a transcript of the gene fbxw10, whose product is annotated as F-box and WD repeat domain containing 10. Gene Ontology annotation, molecular function: protein binding. The record is from RefSeq and is a predicted model, not a curated record. NCBI's taxonomy places the organism in Eukaryota, Metazoa, Chordata, Actinopteri, Perciformes, Serranidae.